GGAGCUAUUCAUUAGAAACUAAACGGGUUUGUGAUUUAAAUUACUUAUCGAUUACUAACGCAUUAGUUACUCGGAUCCGCACACGAUCAUAUUGAAAAGUGAUCGAAAUCACUAGUUUAUACUGUUUGGUUGUCGAAGGAGGACCUGUAUCGUCAUUUUUUAACACCAUGGAUGAUUCCAGUGAUGAAGAAAUGAUGAUUGCAUACUACUAUUACCAUACCAAAAGAAAUAGAAAACAAAGAAGAUUUUGGGUUCAUCCAUACAUUGAAAGAAAUUUUCAUCAUCGACUAUUUGUUGCCGCGCGAGAAUUGAAUCUUUCUGAUGCUAAAUUUGUAUGCUUUUAUCGCAUGUCUAAAGAUAGUUACUUACAAUUAGUACAACUGAUUUCUCCUGCCAUCUACAAAAAAAAUACGAAUAUGAGAGAGUGUGUCAAUGCUGAGGAGCGGAUAUUAAUUACUCUCAGAUACUUAGGUACUGGUGGAACAUUUUCAUCACUUGCAGUUUAUUUCGCUAGAGGGGAGUCCACAGUUGGUGGGAUUGUGUCGGACACAUCAAAAGUGAUUUGGGAAGUGUUGAAGGACAAAUACAUGCAGGUACCGAAUAGAGAGCAGUGGACAGCAAUAGCACAACGUUUUGAGACUCUCUGGAAUCUUCCAAACUGCAUAGGAGCAAUCGAUGGCAAACACGUCAGAAUUGAGAAGUUUGCGAAUAGUGGUUCUUCCAAUUUUAACUACAAAUCAUAUCAUUCGACAGUGUUAUUGGCUUGCUGUGAUGCUGACGGUUUAUUCACAAUGAUUGAAACGGGUUAUGCCGGAAGAAAUAGCGAUGGAGGUAUAUUCAGGGCAUCAGCAAUGAAAUAUUGGAUACAUCGUGGUGAACUUGAUAUUCCUACCCCCUCACUAUUGACUUAUGAUGAAAACUACAGCUCAUUUCCAUAUUACUUUGUUGCCGAUGAAGCAUUUCCGUUGUCAAGAUAUCUAAUGAGACCUUACCCUCAAAGAGUUUUGGAUAAUGUAAAAAGAAUAUAUAACUACAGAAUUAGCAGAGCAAGGAAAACCAUUGAAUGUACUUUUGGAAUGGUAUGUGAAAAGUUUGCUGUUUUAAAUGGUCCUAUUCGCAUUAGAGAGUCCGAAAAUGUGAACUUCGUCAUCAAAGCCGCAUGCGUCCUCCAUAACUAUGUACGAAAACUAGAGGGACUUCCGUACGUAUCUACCUAUCCCCAGGACUGUGAACCCAAGGACCAAAUCGAUGUAAGAACUACUGCACAAAAUAUGACAAUAAACGAAACCUCUUCUCCAGCAGCACUUAGAAAUUAUUUAGCAAAUUAUUUUCUUACCCCACGAGGAUCUGUGCCUUGGCAAUGGAAAUAUGCUAUUAACUAACUAACUUAUAAUUAAUUUUGUUCAUUUACUAAUUACAUAAUUUUCAUGUUAAACACAAAUUAAAUGUUUUACGUAUUUUUAGCAAUAACAGAACUUAUUUUUCUUUAAAUUAGUAUGGUAAUUGAUAGCAAUAAUCUUCGUAAAAGAAAAUAAAAUAAUAAAAUAAAUGAAAUAUUAUUAUUAUUAUUUUAAAUCAAUUGUAGCUAUAAUAUUUAAUAUAUCAAUAUUGGCACCGAUUCACGGUGUUCAGUCAUGUGAAAAUAGAAAAAAUAAAAGAAAAAAUAGAAAAUAGACAAAAUUCAGUACCAAUGUAUGAGAGAACCAUAAAUUAUAUUAUUAUGUUGUGGCAUUUGUGGGUUUCACUAAUUUAAUCGAUUAAAUUCUAUAUUUAAAAUUAAUAUUAUGAAUAAUCAAUAUUUUUGUUACUAAUGUUUAUAAAUAAUAUAAUAAUAUAAUAUAAUUUAUAUUACCUACUUUAAAAUAAUAUAAUAUAACACAUUAUGUAGACAAGUAUUACAUAAUAUUAUCUGUUUCACUUAUUUAUAACCAAUAAAUUGAAAAAAAAUAAUUAAUAAUAUAAUAGAUUUAUUAUACCUGUCAUAUUUACAGUUUUUCCAACUUCGUUCCAUGCUAUUUCCGUCUCAUCCUUCCUAGAAUAGCCAGGAAGAGUGUAGUUGUACAAAAUCGGAUGUUUCUCCACUUCUUCUAC
Molecule: messenger RNA, 2091 nt
Organism: Metopolophium dirhodum (rose-grain aphid)
Lineage: Eukaryota; Metazoa; Arthropoda; Insecta; Hemiptera; Aphididae
Exons: 2
Coding region: 168-1382 (404 amino acids)
Source: RefSeq, a predicted model, not a curated record